UACUAGAUACGGAAUAGUCAGAUCCAAAGCGGGCAAGAUUGGUGUGUUGAUGGCUUCUUAGCUCAAAAAUGUAUUUUCCUGAGCCCACAGAACUACCAUAAGACCCCAAGAAAAGGCACAGCUGCCUUAAGGAGUAGUCAGCAGGUACAACAAGGGUGCCUGAACUGGAUGCACAGCAGUGUUGUUAGUUUUGGAUCAAAGUAUCGCGCAUCUCUAUUUAAUAGCAGAAAUGUGGGAGGUAUGUGGCAUUAUUAAACUCUGUCAUUUCCUUGCAAAGCAGUAUUUUAAUAACAUUUGUUAAUCUCCUUUCUACCACAGACUAUUCAGGUGCUGCUCUGUAGUUGGCUUCUCCUCUCCUUUCCUUAUUUUCUCAUUUACUCUUUUCCAAGGAUGAAUUUUACCUAAAAUAGUAGGUACAGCAAUGAAAACUGUUCUUCAGUUUGUCUUACCUCUUCCCUCCCUGUCUUUUCUACAGUGGGAGCUGGCGAAGUUGCUAACUUUGCUGCAUAUGCAUUUGCACCAGCUACAUUGGUGACCCCAUUGGGAGCUCUCAGUGUUCUCGUAAGUGCCAUUCUUUCAUCAUACUUCUUAAAUGAAAAGCUUAAUCUACAUGGAAAAAUUGGGUGUUUGUUAAGCAUACUUGGUUCAACUGUGAUGGUCAUUCAUGCACCCCAAGAAGAGGAAGUUGAAACCUUGAAUGAAAUCUCCCACAAGCUAGGCGAUCCAGGUUUUGUGGUCUUUGCAACACUCAUUGUCAUUGUAUCCUUGAUCAUGAUCUUUGUAGUGGGACCCCGGCAUGGGCAGACCAACAUUCUCGUGUACAUAACAAUUUGCUCAGUCAUUGGAGCUUUAUCUGUAUCCUGUGUAAAAGGUUUGGGCAUUGCUAUAAAGGAACUUUUUGCUGGACAACCUGUGCUGAAACAUCCGUUGGCCUGGAUUCUGCUGCUAAGUCUUAUUGUUUGCAUAAGCAUACAGAUUAAUUAUUUAAAUCGGGCCCUGGACAUAUUCAACACUUCUAUAGUGACACCAAUAUAUUAUGUGUUCUUCACAACAUCUGUUUUAACCUGUUCUGCGAUCCUCUUCAAGGAAUGGCAACACAUGGCAGCUGAUGACAUUAUUGGCACAUUUAGUGGCUUUAUCACUAUAAUAGUAGGGAUAUUUUUAUUGCAUGCCUUUAAGGAUGUCAAUUUUUCCCUAGCAACUUUGCCUGUGACAUUGCAUAAAGAUGACAAAGGAAUAAAUGGCUGUCUGCCAAACACAUACGAACUAUUUAAUCACGAUGAAGAAAGUGCAACCCACAUAAGUGAUCUACAAUCCCCUGAUGGAAUAUCUUCUAGGAGAAAUGGAAACCUGUCAUCCUCCUAAAAAGACCAAUUCUGUAACUUUUGUUUCCUUGUGAAAAGCCAGUUUUAAAGCAUUUUUCAAACAGAUGUAUUUAAAUAGUACUAUAGACAAUCAUUUUUUUUUUUAGGUUUGACUAGCUUGGACCAAGAGCAGUGGUGGAUUUUUAUUUGCCUUACUCUAACUUUAAAAAUACUAAAGAACCUCACUCUGUUUUUUGCUUAACUUAGUAUGAACAUGUAAAUAUUCCAUUUUGGUUUAAGACCCUUGCACUAAUGACAAUUUUAACAAAUAAAAUGCUUUAUUUCUGAUGAA
Messenger RNA from Python bivittatus (Burmese python), 1656 nucleotides. NCBI's taxonomy places the organism in Eukaryota, Metazoa, Chordata, Lepidosauria, Squamata, Pythonidae. The record is from RefSeq and is a predicted model, not a curated record.